AUUCUGGGAAAGGGAAAGAGAGCAAGCGAGUGAGGGAGGGAGCAGGCGCGGGCAACAGCAUGUGUGAUGAGCAAUAGCGGCGAACCUUACAGAUACUGCUAACUACCCCGGUGUCUGUUUGUGUGUUUGAGUGUGUGUGUGUGUGUGUCUGUGUUUGAGUGUGCGUCCGUGAAUGUGUAUGUGUGUGUGUGUGUAAGAAGGAAGGAGGGGGAGAGAGAAAGAGAGAGAGAGAGGGGAGGGAGGGGAGAGGGGGGGGGAGAGAUAAGAGAGAGUGAAAGAGAGAGGAGGAAAAAGGAGAGGAGGAAGGAACCACAAGGAAGAAGGGGACAAUACAAUCAUGCUGUGCUGUAUGAGAAGAACAAAACAGGUUGAAAAAAAUGAUGACAUUGACCAAAAGAUUGAACAAGAUGGCAUCAAACCAGAAGAUAAAGCUCAUAAGGCAGCCAUCAAAAUUCAGGCUAGCUUCCGUGGACAUAUAACAAGGAAAAAGCUCAAGGGAGAGAAGAAGGGAGAUGCCCCAGUUACUGAUGUUGAAGGUGGAGAGAAGAAGGAGGUCCUUGCCAAUGGUCUGGCAGAUGGCAAAACUGCUAUUACAGAAAUCGCUCCAACUGAGAAUGCCCUACCUGGAGAUGAAAGCAAAGGGGAAAACACCCCAGCAGAUGAAAAGCAGGCAGAUGGCAUUGCCAACAGUGGUUCAGAGCAACCUAUUCCAAAGGCCACUACUCCUGCUACUCCAUUGGAGGAAAAGCCUGAUCCUGCUGCCACUGAAAGUGCCACUAAAGCUUCCACUGAUAAUUCACCAUCCUUGAAGGCUGAUGAAGCCCAAGUCAAGGAGGAACCCAAACAAGCCGAUGUGCCUGCCACUGCCACCACUGCCGUCUCCCCUAGUGCUGCAGAAGAUGCUACUGCCAAGGCAACAGCGCAACCCCAAACAGACACGGCAGUGAGUAGCCAAAAUGAAGAGAAAACAGAUGCUGUAGAAGAAACCAAACCUUCUGAAAGUGCCCUGCAGGAAGAAGUGAAAGAAGAGGAGAGCAAGGCGGACCAAGAAAAUGCCUGAACCUUAAGAAAUGACUUCCUCUUGCCCUUCCCCCCCUCCUUUUUCCUGUAUCUUCCCUCCCUUCCUGGUUUCAAUCUUCUCCCUCUUUCACCUGUAAAUCUGUCUGUCCUCUUUCUCCCUUUCUACCCCUUCCACCUCUAUUCUCUCUGUGUGGCAAACAUUUAAAGAAAAAAAAAAAGCAGGAAAAAUCCCAGUCAAACAGUGUGGCUUAAACAUUUUGUUUCUUGGUGUUGUUAUGGCGAGUUUUUUGGUAAUGAUGAUUCAAUCAUUUUGGGAAAAUUCUUGCACUGUAUCAGAAUUGUUUGAUCUGCGCGUGUGUGUGUGUUUGUCUGCCCACCACGAGUGCGCUCUUUCUCUCUCUCUCUUGCCUCCCCUUUUCUCUAUUCCAAGUGUGUGUGCAAUGUUAUGUUCCUCUGAGGAGUCCAAACCUAUUGAGUGAGUUAAAAGAGAGGGAAAAAAAAGAACAAACAUUUUUCUUUUCUCCCCAUUUCAAUGUGAUGAUGGAAUGAACUAUAGGAGACACAACAAACAAAGCAAAAAAGAGAAAAGGGAAAAACACAGAAUGAGAAUACAAGCCCAGUUUGUUUAAUAAAAUAAAAUAAAGCAAAUGUGCCAAUUAGCGUAACUUGUGACUCCCGGCUCCUUUUUCAAAUUGACAAAUGAUAAUAAAGGAGAAGAAUUAUGAUGA
This is a messenger RNA of Pantherophis guttatus, 1748 nucleotides long. RefSeq names its product growth associated protein 43 (gene GAP43). Lineage: Eukaryota; Metazoa; Chordata; Lepidosauria; Squamata; Colubridae. Gene Ontology annotation, molecular function: phosphatidylinositol phosphate binding; lysophosphatidic acid binding; phosphatidylserine binding. The record is from RefSeq and is a predicted model, not a curated record. Gene Ontology annotation, biological process: tissue regeneration; axon regeneration; regulation of growth. Gene Ontology annotation, cellular component: plasma membrane; cytoplasm; postsynaptic density.